Molecule: messenger RNA, 1797 nt
Organism: Coniophora puteana RWD-64-598 SS2
Lineage: Eukaryota; Fungi; Basidiomycota; Agaricomycetes; Boletales; Coniophoraceae
Product: cytochrome P450
Exons: 10
Coding region: 40-1692 (550 amino acids)
Molecular function (GO): oxidoreductase activity, acting on paired donors, with incorporation or reduction of molecular oxygen; iron ion binding; heme binding
Source: RefSeq, a predicted model, not a curated record
GCAGACACUGUUGAAGACUUUGAAUCGUCUUUCUAAACCAUGGGCAUUACUCAAUCCACCACCAACAUCAGCGACCUCGACUGGCUCAGCUUUCUCACCACCUCUAUCGACGACCCAAACGCGCGCCUCAUCCUUGCCUUUGCCUCGGCUAUUGCUCUAGGCAGUAUCGUCUCGGCUGUCCGCUCCCGCAGCAACACCACGACGCGCCUCCGUGGACCUCCCUCUGAGUCGCUCAUCUGGGGUGUCGCGAAGAAAGUCCCGCUCACGGAGCACGCCGCGGCGCAGUACACGGCCUGGGAAGCGGAGUACGGGCCUGGCGCGUACCGCAUCCCGUUCACGCUCGGUAAGGAGAAGAUUGUCCUGUUCGACGCACGCGCGAUCGCGCACUUUUUCGCGAUGGACAAUACGGUGUAUAUUAAGACGGCGCAGUCGCGUAGUGUGUUGAGGAAUUUGGCUGGGGAGGGGAUAUUGUGGGCGGAGGGUGAUGUGCAUCGGAGACAGAGGAAGGUACUCAGUCCGGCAUUCACCAACGCUGCUAUUAGGUCCCUCAAUCCUAUCUUUUAUGACUGCGCUUACAAGUGCAAGGACACAUGGGACACGCUCACCAAGAACGGGGAAGCGUUGAUUGAAGUUCAAGAUUGGAUGAACAAUAUCUCCAUCGACGCUAUCGGUCUCGCCGGUUUCUCGCACGACUUCAACACGCUCGGCGGAGACCGUGCCGGCGCCGUGGAUGCAUUCGAUGCCACCGGCGCGAACGCCCCGGCGUCGUUCACGAACAUGCUUCCAUUGCUGCUUCUGGUCUUCCCGUGGCUAGAUAAGCUGCCGAGUCCAAACAAGAAACGCAUGAACCAGUUCAACGAUGCGUUGAAUGAUCUCUCGGAGCGCGUUUGGAAGAAGUUGAAGGAUGAGGGCGCUGGAGACGUUUCGGAGAAGUCUAUUGUUGGGAGGUUACUGCGAGCGGAGUCGUCGGACACGAGUCUACAGCUUUCCAAGCAUGAAGUGAUCGAUGAAAUCAAAGUGAUGAUUAUCGCUGGUUACAUCACCACCUCCACCAGUCUCACCUGGGCGCUCAUCGAGCUAGCGAAGAAUCCAGACGCUCAAGCAAGGCUACGCACUGAGAUUACCCAGUUCAGCGAUGAGGACCCCUCAUACGAGGACCUCGUGGGCGACAAGCUUCCCUACCUCGACGCCGUCACACACGAGACCCUGCGCCUGCACCCAUCCGUGCCCGAGCUCACCCGUGUCGCCGCCGUAGACGACAUCAUCCCGCUCUCCGCGCCCGUCACAGACGCAUCGGGGCGCACCGUCGACCGCAUCUCCAUCGCAAAGGGCACACUCGUCGGGUGCCCCAUCACGGCUGUCAACCGCUCCCCGGCGUUCUGGGGCGCUGACGCGCUCGAGUUCCGCCCCGGGCGGUGGAUCGAGGGCGUCGAGAAGGGCAGCGCGAAGGAUCUCACUGGGCACAGGCACCUGCUGACGUUUGCGAGUGGGCCGAGGACGUGUAUCGGGAAGGGGUUUGCGAUUGCUGAGUUCAAGACCGUGCUCGCUGUCCUGGUCAGAAACUUCACGUUCGAUAUCGAGGGUGGGAAGAGCCACAAGGUCACGAUUACGCGUGGGUCUAGUCUUCCGGGGAGGAAGAUAUUUGGCGAGAAUGGGAAGUUUUUGGCGUUGAAGGUUUCUCGAGUUGCUUGAAGCUAUGGCUGCUGUUUUAGCUGUUGUCGAUGUCGAGGCUUGAUUUGCGUGAUCUUAUGCUAGACUCUUCGGUUACUUUGCUGUAUGAAUGAGUUUGAAUCCAAG